This is a messenger RNA of Rhodotorula graminis WP1, 3769 nucleotides long. RefSeq lists its product as uncharacterized. The transcript has 8 exons. Gene Ontology annotation, cellular component: small-subunit processome; Pwp2p-containing subcomplex of 90S preribosome. The annotation marks the transcript as partial. Gene Ontology annotation, molecular function: snoRNA binding. The record is from RefSeq and is a predicted model, not a curated record. Lineage: Eukaryota; Fungi; Basidiomycota; Microbotryomycetes; Sporidiobolales; Sporidiobolaceae. Gene Ontology annotation, biological process: maturation of SSU-rRNA from tricistronic rRNA transcript (SSU-rRNA, 5.8S rRNA, LSU-rRNA).
GCCAUGGAGAAGGUCCAACUCGCGCUCGAGCGCUUCCUCCCCGAGCUCCGCGACCUCGAGCAGAAAAAGGUCUUCACUCGCGAUGAGAUCUCGGACAUCGUCGCCAAGCGACGUGGCUUCGAGUUGAGCCUCGCCCAGGGCCGUGGCACCAAGCCGACCGACUUCCUGCGCUACAUCGACUACGAGCGCAAGCUCGACAAGCUCCGCAAGGCCCGUGCCGCCCGCAUCGCCUCGGCCGGCACCAAGUCGCUGUCGGACCACUCGAUCUCGGCGCACGUCACGCAGCUGCACCGCCUCGCCGUGCGGCGCUUCCCCGAAUCGCUCACGCUGUGGGACGCGAGCAUCGCGCACAGCCUCACGCAGGCCUCGCCGCUCCUCGUCUCGCGCACGCUCGCCGCCGCCAUCGCCAUGCACCCGACCCACACACCGUACUGGGUCCUCGCGAGCCAGUGGGAGUCGGACGGCGACCGCAAGGGCAUGGGCGGCGGCAACACCGAGGGCGCGAGGCGCCUGUGCAUGCGCGCCCUGCGCUUCCUCAAGGGCCGCAAGGGCGCGAGGCGCGACGACGGCGUCGACGGGCCCGAGGAGCUCGUAUGGCGCGAGUGGAUCCGCGUCGAGGUCGCGUUCGUCGAGCGCCUGAGGGAGCGCUGGCAGGUGCUCGGCAUCGGCAAGGGCGCGACCGAGGACAUCGUCCGCGUCGGCGGCACGGCGGCGGCGGGCGAGGACGCGCCGAGCGAGACGGUCGAUGACGUGCUCGAGGGCCAGGCCGACGAGAUUGCGCUCCCGGGCGCCGACGAGGACGAGGACGCCGAGCUCAAGCAGGAGAUUGACGAGAAGGCGCUGUCGGGCCAGGAGGCGCUCCUCGACGGCGCCAUCGUGCGCCUCGUCAUCGACAACCUCCUCAAGUCCUACUCGCACUCGAUCUUCGCCUACAAGCUCCUCCUCUCGAUCCUUCGCCCUCUCCCUUCCCCUCUUCGCCUCCCCCUCCUCUCGCACGUCUACGCCUCCCUCUCGGCCAACGUCUCGCCCUCGUCCCCCUCGUACCCUGCCGCGCUGCACCUCCUCGCCACCCGGCCCCUGUACGACGUCGCGUACGCGCCGCCGAGCAAGAAGUCGAAGAAGCGCUCGGCCGACGACGCCGAGGUGGCCGAGCCCGAGGACCCGACCGCGAUCAAGGUCAGCGGCGAGAAGCUCGUCGACGCGGUCGGCCAGGCGUGCGACGAGUACUGGGCGGUGCUCAAGGGGCUCGGCGGCGGCCAAGGCGGCGGGCGCAAGGCGGCCAAGGGCAAUCUCGCCUUCCUGUCGGCCAACCUCGCCUCGGCGCUCGCCGCCGCCCCGCCGUCGGCCUUCCUCGCCCUCCUCCACCUCCGCCACCUCCUGCGCACUUCUGCGCCCUCGUCCCAGGUCCUCGCCUUCUCGAAGAAGAUGGCCAAGCAGUUCGGCUCGGCGCCGACGCCGCCCGCACAGCAAGAGCAGGUCUGGGUCGCGCGCCUCGAGACGGCGGGCUCGCUCGCGCUCCCCGACUCGGACGUCGCGCCGCUCUUUGUCCAGGCGACGCGCGCCCUGCCCUACAGCACCAAGCUGUGGGACCUGUACGCGCACUUUACCGAGUCGACGAGCGCCGUUGCGUCGACCCCGGGCGCCGUCGCCGCGUGGUACGAGGCAUCGAUCCGCCGCGUCCUCCUCACCGACGCGCUCCCGCUUUCGUCGACCGUGUUCGAGUCGACGUUUGUCGACGCGCAGGCGCACCCGCCGAGGGAGCUCCUGCCCCGGCGGUACGCGGCCUAUCUCGCGCUCGUCGCGCCCGCGUCGUACGAGUCGUCGCUUGCCGCCCUCCUCUCGAGCGCGCCGACCCUCAGCCUCGACUUUCUGCGGUCCCUCCUCGACCCGACCGGCCCCGCACUGCCGAGCGCGGGCCCGUCGUCGACCCGGUUCCGCCGCGCGCUGCACGAGCGCAUCGUCGCACACCCGGACGCCGACGACGCGGCGUGGGUCGACUAUGCGGCCGAGCUCGUGCGCGCGGGCGAGGCGGUCAAGGGGCAAGAGGUGGUGCGUCGGGCCAAGGGCGCGCUGCAGCUCGAGGGGGGCGAGCGCGCUGUCCGGGCGUUCGAGGCGCGGUGGGAGGAGGUGUGCCGGGCCAUGGAGGCCGACCCAGGCGCGAUCGGGUACCUCCAAGUGGUCGUGCCAGCUCUCUUCCUCGCCGCCGUCGACGACGCCGUCAUGGCCCACCCUCCUCCCCUCCCUCGCCAUGCCGAUCCCUCCUCAGCGUCCGCCCUGACACCCAGCUCACGACACGCACCACCACCCACCAUCCCCGAGCUCCUCCUGCACGCUCUCCCCCUCCCGCACCUCGUCUUCGACUCGAACCUCCGCCUCCAGUCGCUCAACGAGGCGGCGCGCACCAUCCUCGGCGUCCCGCCGAGCCACGUCGCCGUCAAGCAGGGAGAAGCCGACCCGCCACCGGGCACCGCGCACGACUUCCUGAGCGCCACCGGCGAUGACGCACGAGGCGUCCUCGACGCCCUUGCCGACCGCGAGCAGACGCGCAUCGGCAGCGCCGCCUUCUUCGGCGCCGACCAAGGGUGGGCCGAGGCGGACCGGCUCGAGCUGCGAGGCGGCCAGGCGUCGGGCGGGUCCUGGUCCGCCGAGGUCAAGGUGUCGCGCUUCUUCCCGCAGCGCGCCGCCGGCACCAGUACCUCGGCCGACGACCCGUGGUACUCGCUCCUCAUCCUGCGACCAUGGCGCGACUCGUCCCGGGCGCCGCAACAGCACGACGCGCACGCCUUGCCCGACCCGGCCCUGCCGGCCUCGCCGCUGUAUUCGUCCCACCCGGGCCCGUACCGCCGCAAGGACUCGUACAACCACGCCGACCGCACGCCGACGCUCGGAUCGUCGUCGUCGACGAACCCGUUUGGCCUGAGCGCCAUCGCCGAGCGACGAGCGUCGUCCUCGGCCCUCGCAGCGGCGGCGGCAACGACCACGACGUCGCGAGAAGGCGACGGCUCGAGCUGGGAGUUUGAGCAGCCGUACGGCGCGUCGACCACGGCGACGGGCGACGGCGUCGGCGACGUCGACUCGCGAGCAGACGCCGCUCGCACCGGCGCGCCGCCGGCCCCGGCCGAGUGGCCCGAGGUGUCGCGCGCCGCAUCCUCCACGUCGUCGUCGUCGGCUCGUGUCGCGCCGCUGCGCAUCCCGCACGUCGCACUCGCCGCCGCGAGCGCCAUCUCGCCCCGCACGGCCGCAGGGCAGGGCGGCAGCGGCGGCUCGAGCGGCAGUUUGAGCGCCGGCAGCGCGACGUCGCUCCUGUCGACGGGCACGGCGACGACCGCCAGAACGUCGCCGUCGUCGCGCGACGCAGUCGGCCGGCCUCCGAGCGCGGCGACCAUGUCGCUGCCCGAGUCGCUCAAGGGCAUGGGCAUCGCCGUGUCCAGCGCGGGCAUCCAGCUCACCCAGUCGAGCCCGAUGGUGACGCCCGCGAGCGAGUCGUCGGCGAGCCCGGCCAUGUUGACGACGGCGUACGCGCCCGUCGCCCUCGUGCAGCCGACGACGCCCAACGAUGGCCAGACGCCGACGGCGCAGAAUCCGGGCGGCAUCCCCCUGCACCUCCCGAUGCCGCGCUCGCGCCCUCCGCACCCGCUCUCGAUCUCGCGCUCGUCGCCCUCGGCCUCGUCGUCGUCCGGCGGCGGCAGCCCGGCCAUGUCGCCCAUGCAGUACCCGCUCCUGUCGCUCGGCCGACCGCGCUCCCGCCCAUCCCCGACCGCCCGGCGCA